Betta splendens (Siamese fighting fish) is the source of this 2670-nucleotide messenger RNA. Its product is annotated as NACHT, LRR and PYD domains-containing protein 12-like. Lineage: Eukaryota; Metazoa; Chordata; Actinopteri; Anabantiformes; Osphronemidae. The record is from RefSeq and is a predicted model, not a curated record. The coding region runs from base 219 to 2282 and encodes 687 amino acids. The transcript is spliced from 6 exons. Gene Ontology annotation, molecular function: protein binding.
ACCUGAUCAGGGGGAACCUGCUUCCCUCUGCUCGCCUCUGGAUCACCACACGACCUGCAGCAGCCAAUCAGAUCCCUCUUGGCUGUGUUGACCUGGUGACAGAGGUCAGAGGGUUCACUGACCCACAGAAGGACGAGUACUUCAGGAAGAGGUUCACAGAUGAGCAGCAGGCCACAACCAUCAUCUCCCACAUCAAGACGUCACGAAGCCUCCACAUCAUGUGCCACAUCCCAGUGUUCUGUUGGAUCACUGCUACGGUUCUGGAGGAUGUGUUGAAAACCAGAGAGGGAGGAGAGCUGCCCAAGUCCCUGACUGAGAUGUACAUCCACUUCCUGGUGGUUCAGACCAAAGUGAAGAGCAUCAAGUAUGAUGGAGGAGCUGAGACAGAUCCAUUCUGGAGUCCAGAGAACAGGGAGAUGAUUGAGUCACUGGGAAAACUGGCUUUUGAGCAGCUGCAGAAAGGAAACCUGAUCUUCUAUGAGUCAGACCUGACAGAGUGUGGCAUCGAUAUCACAGCAGCCUCAGUUUACUCAGGAGUGCUCACACAGAUCUUUAUAGAGCAGAGAGGACUGUACCAGCACAAGCUGUUCUGCUUAGUCCAUCUGAGUGUUCAGGAGUUUCUGGCUGCUCUUCAUGUUCAUCUGAAAUUUAUCAAUACUAGAGUCAAUCCGCUGUCAGAAGAACAACAAAUAUUACAGAAGUCUGAGACAAGAACAAACAAAUCUACAGAGACACAGCUCUACUGUGAUGCUGUGAACGAGGCCUUACAGAGUCCAAAUGGACACCUGGACCUGUUCCUUCGUUUCCUACUUGGUCUUUCACUGCAGACUAAUCAGACUCCUAUUAAAGGCCUUAUUAAACAGACAAUAAGGGAUUUAAAAACCAAGGAAAUAGUUCAGUACAUCAAGAAGAAGAUAUCAGAAUCUCCAUCUGCAGAAAAAAGCAUCAACCUGUUCCACUGUCUGAAUGAACUGAAUGACUGUUCUCUAGUGGAGGAGAUUCAACAGUACCUGGACUCAGGAAAAGUCUCUACAAAUGAACUCUCUGCUGCUCAGUGGUCAGCUCUGCUCUUCAUGUUGGUGUCAUCAGGAAAAGAACUGGAUGAGUUUGACCCAGUUAAAUACUGUUCAAGCUUUUCAGAGAAGGAUCUUCUGUUCGUACUGGGAGUGAUCAAGGUCUCCAAGAAAGUUGUACUAGAUGGAUGUAACCUGUCAGAGAGAGGCUAUGAAGCUCUGUACUCAGUUCUUAGCUCUCAGUCCUCUAGUCUGAGAGAACUGGACCUGAGUAACAACGACCUGCAGGAUUCGGGAGUGAAGCUACUGUUUGAUAGACUGAAGAGUCCUAACUGUCACCUGGUGUCUCUCAGACUGAGUGGCUGUAAUCUGUCAGAGAGAAGCUGUGAAGCUCUGUCCUCAGUUCUCAGCUCUCAGUCCUCUAGUCUGAGAGAACUGGACCUGAGUAACAACGACCUGCAGGAUUCAGGAGUGAAGCUACUGUCUGAUGGACUGAGGAGUCCUCACUGUCAGCUGGAGACUCUCAGGUUGUCAGGUUGUCUGGUCACAGAAGAAGGCUGUGCUUCUCUGGCCUCAGCUCUGAGCUCCAACCCCUCCCAUCUGAGAGAGCUGGACCUGAGCUACAAUCAUCCAGGAGACUCAGGAGAGAAGCUGCUGUUUGCUGGACUGGAGGAUCCACACUGGAGACUGGACACUCUCAGGGUGGAGCCUGGUGGAGCCCAAUGGUUGAGACCAGGUCUCAGGAAGUAUUUCUGUCAACUCACAAUCAACACAAACACAGUAAACAGAGAACUACAACUGUCUGACAACAACAGGAAGGUGACACAUGUGGGGAAGAAUCAGCCAUAUCCUGAUCAUCCAGACAAAUUUGAUCUGUGUCCUCAGCUGCUGUGUAGAGAUGAACUAACGGGUCGCUGUUUCUGGGAGGUUGAGUGGAGAGGACAUGUUAAUAUAUCAGUAGAAAUCAAAUGGCAAGGAGACAGUGAAAACUUGUUGUUUUGUAGAAACAAUGAGUCCUGGAGGCUGAGCUGCUCUGAUGAUGAUGGUUACUAUGCAUGGCACAAUGGCAUAGAAACACCCAUCUCCUCCUCUGCUGUGUCUAACAGAGUCUCAGUGUAUGUGGACCGUCCUGCUGGUUUUCUGUCCUUUUACAAAGUCUCCAAUGACAAACUGAUCCACCUUCACACCUUCUACACAACAUUCACUGAACCUCUUUAUCCUGGGUUUACAGUCUGGUCUGAUUCUUCUGUGACUCUCUGUGAUGUGUAGUAGUGAGUGUUUGGUCCUGUUAUUUUAUCAGAGAGAAAGACCCCACAAAGUGCUCUUCCACAUCCAGCACACUAGGAGGUGCCUCAUAAGAACUAUGUAGGAGAAUGAGUUACAGCCAAAAAGUCAGUUGAGUAACCACAAUUACGUUAGUCAUUUCUGACUUCUGUAUUGUUAUCUGUAUCUUUUUUAUUAUUUUGUGUUUUGAGAUUCAAUUAUUUUUGGGUAAUUUUAUGUCUGUAUUUUCUUCUCACCCUGACCUGAAAUUUGAAACCUGGAUCCAGUGUCAUGAGAUAAACUGGUGCAAUAUACAGUAAAAACACAAUUGUCUGCGUUGUACAGAAGUAUGUCGAUCUGACCACUGGAUGUCAAUAAAUCCAAUCUGUGUUGA